Molecule: messenger RNA, 3256 nt
Organism: Quercus lobata
Lineage: Eukaryota; Viridiplantae; Streptophyta; Magnoliopsida; Fagales; Fagaceae
Product: probable LRR receptor-like serine/threonine-protein kinase At3g47570
Exons: 5
Coding region: 1-3138 (1045 amino acids)
Biological process (GO): protein phosphorylation
Molecular function (GO): ATP binding; protein binding; protein kinase activity
Source: RefSeq, a predicted model, not a curated record
AUGGCCAACGAGUGCCUUUUGUUUUUGGCUGGACAUAGACCACUUCUUCGAACGAUAAAACAUUACUGGGUCUGGGUCUGGGGGUGUGGCUUUUUAGUCACCUCUGUAGUUGGCGGGAAUAAUGAGACGGACCGAUUGGCGUUGCUUGAGUUCAAAGCCAAGAUCAUUAAUGACCCUUUCCAAGUUAUGAGCUCUUGGAAUGACAGCUUCCACUUUUGUCGAUGGCGAGGUGUCACCUGUGGUCGACGACAUCAGAGGGUCACCAUGUUGGACCUACAAUCUUCGAAACUGGUAGGCUCUAUAUCACCACAUGUUGGAAAUUUAUGUUUUUUGAGAAUUCUUACCCUCCAAAACAAUAGUUUUCCUGAUGAAAUCCCUCUAGAAAUUGGUCGUUUACGAGAUUGCACCGCGCUUGUGUCCAAUAACACUUUUAGUGGCAAAAUUCCAAGCAAUAUAUCCAAUUGCUCUAGCCUUGAAGAGCUUCGUGUCCGUAACAACCUUUUGACGGGAGAAAUCCCUGCAAUGCUUGGCACCAUGUCAAAACUUCGAGUUUUUUCUAUGAGCUCCAAUAAUCUGAUAGGAAGAAUCCCACCUUCUUUCGGAAACUUAUCGUUUCUAGAACUGUUUGGUUCAACAUAUAAUAACUUGCAUGGGAUUAUCCUAGAUUCUUUUGGCCAGUUGACCAAGCUUGAACAACUUGGUCUGGGUGUAAAUAAGUUGUCUGGAAAAAUUCCUCACUCAGUCUUCAAUAUUUCUUCAAUAAACCUCUUCGAUAUAGGAGACAACCAAAUCCAGGGGCAUCUUCCAUCAAACAUAGGCAUCACUCUUCCAAAUAUCAAACUAUUACACAUUGGCAACAACCGAUUUACUAGAUCUAUCCCAGUUUCAAUUUCUAAUGCCACAAAUCUAGAUACACUUGAAUUGGAUGGGAAUAAACUAAGGGGAAAAGUUCCUUCUUUGGAGAAGCUAAAUAGAUUUUCAAGAUUUGUCAUUACCGGUAACAAUCUUGGAAAUGGAGGGGCAAAUGACUUGAAUUUUCUCUGUUCUUUGACAAAUACCACCUAUUUGACCGUAUUGGCUUUAAAUAUCAAUAAAUUUGGGGGAGAGUUGCCCAAAUGCAUUGGCAAUUUGUCAACUAGCCUCGCUUGGUUGCUUCUAGAAACUAAUAAAAUAUACGGAAAGAUUCCUACCGAAAUAGGAAAUUUGAUCAACAUGGAGAGACUUGAUAUGUGGCAGAACAAAUUAUCAGGUAAUAUUCCCUCUGAAAUUGGAAAGUUUCAAAAGCUACAAUUUUUGGCACUACAUGAAAACAAUUUAUCUGGGAAGAUUCCAUUUUCUUUUGGAAAUUUGACCAUCUUGACAAACUUGUAUUUAUACGAGAAUAAUCUUCAAGGCAAAAUCCCUCUUAGCAUAGGCAAGUGCCAAAAUUUGAUCAAUUUGUUUCUUGCUAAUAACAAUCUCAGUGGUUUGAUAUCCCCACAGGUCAUUGGUCUUUCAUUCUCACCAAUUAGGCUAGAUUUGUCUGCCAACCAAUUUACUGGUGUCAUUCCCAUGGAAUUAGGGAAUUUCAAAAUUUUAGAAUAUUUGGAUAUUUCAGAAAACAUGUUGUUUGGUAAAAUUCCAGAAAGUCUGGGUAGUUGCGUAAAGUUAGAAUUUCUAGCAAUGAGAAGAAACCAAUUUCAAGGGAUUAUUCCACCAUCUUUGGCAUCAUUAAGAGGCCUUAGAUCUCUAGAUCUUUCUAACAAUAAUUUGUCUGGAGAGAUUCCAAAAGUUUUGGAGAACUUUGUCUUUUUGCAAUUUUUGAAUCUAUCUUUCAACCAUUUUGAGGGUGAGGUUCCAAUAGACGGAGUUUUCAAGAAUAUGAGUGCAACUUCAAUUAGAGGAAAUGAUAAGCUUUGUGGGGGCAUGCCUAAAUUUCAACUUCCUAAAUGCAAAUAUGAAAAAUCCAAAAAGAGAAAGUUGACCCUUACCUUGAAAUUAAUGAUCUCUAUAUUUUCUGGGCUUCUUGGAGUAUCUUUGGUUUUGUCACUUCUACAUCUUUUUUGUUUAAGAAAGAAAAGAAAAGAAAAUAUCUCAAGUGACUUAGGAAAUUUUCUUUUGAAUCUCUCUUACCAAAGUCUCCUAAAGGCGACCAAUGGGUUCUCUUCUACCAAUUUAAUUGGUGCAGGUAGCUUCGGGUCUGUGUAUAAAGGAAUUCUUGAUGAAGGUAGACAUACAGUUGCUAUUAAGUUUUUUAACCUUUUGCAUCAUGAAGCUUCCAAAAGUUUCAAAAUAGAAUGUGAGGCUUUACGAAAUAUUAGACAUCGAAAUAUUGUAAAGGUCCUCACAUCAUGUUCUAGUAUUGACUAUCAAGGCCAUGAUUUUAAGGCUUUGGUAAUGGAGUUCAUGGGAAAUGGAAACCUAGAUGAAUGGCUGCAUCCAACUCCAAGAAUAAAUGAGACUCUUGAGGAACCAAGAAAUUUGAGUCUUCUUCAAAGGUUGAAUAUUGCCAUUGAUGUUGCUAAUGCAUUGGAUUAUCUUCAUCAUCAUUGCCAAACACCAAUCGUUCAUUGUGAUCUCAAGCCUAGCAAUGUCCUUAUUGAUGAUGAAAUGAUUGGACAUGUAGGUGACUUUGGCUUGGCAAGAUUCCUUUUUAAUGCUAUCCAAGAUUCUUCUAUUAACCAAUCAAGCUCUAUUGGUGUAAGAGGAACAGUUGGUUAUACUCCUCCAGAGUAUGGACUGGGAAGCGAGGUGUCAAUAUAUGGUGAUAUAUAUAGUUAUGGCAUAUUAUUGUUAGAGAUGUUCACGGGAAAAAAGCCAACUGAUAACAUUUUUCAAGAUAGUUUAAACCUUCAUGAAUUUGUUAAAGUAGCCCUGCCGGAACGAGUAAUUGACAUUAUAGAUCCUAUCCUUCUUUGGGAAAGAGAAGGAGAGAAUAGAGUGAAUGACAUUACUUGCAAUGAGAGCCAAAAUGGAAGUCCGAAGAGACUAGAAUGCUUGAUUUUUAUACUUGAAAUUGGAGUUGCUUGUUCCGUUGAAUUUCCAAGAGAAAGGAUGAACAUGGGUGCUGUUAUAAUUGAGCUACACUCAAUUCGAAAAAAAUUUCUUGGAACUAAUAUACACAGACAAAGGUUUCAAGCUACAGGUGAACAAGGAUGAUGACUUCUUAUCAAGGUUGUCCACAAGGUUUUCCAGUUUAUGAUAUACAGCAUUGCAGCAACUUAUCUAUCCUGUAUCGAUCCCAUAGCAGUCAUGUUGUUUUUGUUUUUUUUCCCCC